CGCGACCCGCAGAUUGGAGCGUCGUGGCCUCUGAGACUUGGUGCCCUUCGCCUGCCUGGCUGACACAGGAUCCUGCCGCAGCGCACCCCCCACCCGGGGCUCCCAGCUCAGCCAUGCUGGCCUGUCUGCAGAGGACUCAGAACCCACCUGGCCAGCACCUGGCCUGUCCAAGCAAGAGCCUGGAGCUGCGCAAGUGCGAGUCAGUGGCCAGCUCCAUGCACUCCACCCGCUACCCAAGCCCAGCCGAGCUGGAUGCCUACGCCGAGAAGGUGGCCAACAGCCCACUGUCCAUCAAAAUCUUCCCCACCAACAUCCGGGUGCCCCAGCACAAGCACCUGAGCCGCACGGUCAACGGCUAUGACACCAGCGGCCAGCGCUACAGCCCCUACCCCCAGCACGCCCCCGGCUACCAGGGCCUGCUGGCCAUCGUCAAGGCUGCGGUCUCCUCCUCCUCCUCCUCCUCCUCCGGCUCGGCCGUGCCUGCGGGGCACACCAAGAGUGUGCUGAAGAGUGUGGAGGGCAAGCGGACUAAACUGUCCCCGGCCCCCGUGCGGGUGGGCAUCGCACCCUACCCGGUGCCCAGCGCCCUGGGGCCCCUGGCUUACCCGAAGCCACCCGAGGCACCCGCCCCACCCCCCAGCCUGCCGGCCGCCGCCGCCGCCACCUCGGUGAUCCCUCUGCCGGGCCGGGGCCUGCCCUUGGCGCCCUCCAACCUGCCCUCCAUCCACAGCCUCCUCUGCCAGCUCAACCAGCAGUGCCAGGGCCCGGGGGCUGCACCAAGCGCCUGUCAGGGCGUGGCGGUGCCCCACCCCAGCCCCGCCAAGCACGGCCCGGUGCCCAGCUUUCCUAGCAUGGCUUACUCAGCCACGGCCGGGCUGCCGGACUGCCGGAAAGGCACAGAACUGAGCCAGGGGGCCACGUCGGCCCUGACGCUGGCGGGGGCCACCAAGCCUGCAGGGUAUGCCGAAGGCGGCCUGGACUACCUGCUGUGGCCCCAGAAGCCGCCCCCGCCCCCGCCCCCGGCACUCCGAGCCUACGGAGGAAGCGGCACUGUCACCAGCAAGUCCCCCGAGACGACGUGUGGCGGGCGGGCGUUCGAGAGGGCCAACGGGUCGCCCCACAACUGUGGCGUGGGGCUGCCCACCAGCUUCACCGUGGGUCAGUACUUCGCGGCCCCCUGGAACAGUGUUCUGGUGACGCCGACCAGCGACUGCUACAACCCCACGGCGGCGGCGGCGGCGGCGGCGGCGGCGGCAGUGACAGAGCUCGGGCCAGGAGCGGCCAGGGAGCUAGCGGGGCCUCCCGCCGACGCGCUCUCGGGCCUGGCGAGCAAGAGCGUGUGCAAUACCGCGGUGCUGAGCAGCAGCCUCCAGUCGCUGGAGUAUCUCAUCAAUGACAUCCGGCCGCCCUGCAUCAAGGAGCAGAUGCUGGGCAAGGGGUACGAGACGGUGGCCGUGCCCCGGCUGCUGGACCACCAGCACGCCCACAUCCGCCUGCCUGUCUACAGAUAAGGUCUGCCCGCCCGGCGGGCACGUGGACUGACGGACAGAUGGACAGGGUGCUGGGGGUUGGCAGGCCACGGCACAGGCUGGUUACCCUCCGUCCGGGCUGCUGCGGAAGGCAGGCAGGUUGACCUCACAUACCAGGGCUUCUCCCCCAACUUGCUGCCCCAGGAAGCAGGGGGGGUCCAGGGCUGCCUGCAAGGUCUGUCCUUCCUCCACUGAGGCAGGGAGAGAGGACCUUCUGCAGACAGGAAGUUCCUUCUGGGGCUCCAGCAGAGGCGCUCAGACUAGGGGUGCUCCAGUCAGCACUGGGUUUCUACCCACAAUUCCCUAGUCUCUCAGAAAAGGAGCAGAAGGGAUCCAUAGGAAGUCCCUGGGUCCAAAGUGCCCCCCCUCCACCAACUAAUCCAGGUAAAGACUACUCUGACUCCAGACUCCUAGAGGCCUCAGGACUACCAGCCCCCCCCCUUCCUCCUGACUCUCCCCUCCCCAUCCUUCCUAAUAGGAAUCACGCCCCACCCUCCUCUCUACACCCUGGACCAGCCUCUUCUCUGUUCCCUCCGAUACACCUUAUAGGGCUGCUGGGAACAGCUGGUGCACUGCACAAGGGCACAUUGCCCAGGGAGACUCCCCUUGCAUCCUAGACUUGUAUAUUUAUGACAGUUGUCUGCAUUUCCAGGAAGGGCCACCAUUUCCCUAUUCGCACAAAGAUGUCACAGGGGCUAAAUUCCGACUCCGUUCACACGGACGAUCUUGUCCUUCUUCCAGUGUGGGGUCUCCUGGGAACUACUGAGAGGGUGGCCUACUGGCUAUAACUGGAAUACCCAAUCCAGCUCCUGUUCUGCACCCCCACCCCCAGGCCUGGCCUGCACUGCUGUGGGGGGGUAAGAUGGGCGGGGGAGGGGGGUAGAUGAACCCAAGAAGUCGUCAAGGCCUGCAGUCCCCCGGCCCCAGCCCGGCCCCCUGGCGCUCGCUCCGGAAGCGGUACCGUAUCUCUCCAAGGCCUGUCCAAGCACUAAGUGCAUUUACAAAUCUCUGAGAAUGUUUUUUUAUACUAAAAUUGACCAUUAUAUUCUACUGUGAGAAGUGCAGCCUGCACUAUAUUGUUUUAAAAACGAAGAGAAAGAGAAAAAAAAAAAGAAAACAGAUGGUGUCUCAGCUGUGAGCUCGCUGUGAAGCUAUUUGCUGGCUCCCUCCCUCAGGGAUCCACAGGAGGGCGCCCCAG
Peromyscus leucopus (white-footed mouse) is the source of this 2727-nucleotide messenger RNA. RefSeq names its product family with sequence similarity 222 member A (gene Fam222a). NCBI's taxonomy places the organism in Eukaryota, Metazoa, Chordata, Mammalia, Rodentia, Cricetidae. The record is from RefSeq and is a predicted model, not a curated record. Bases 114 to 1511 code for a protein of 465 amino acids. The transcript has 3 exons.